GAAGGAUGAAGAGGAUGAGGAUGGACAGAGUCCGACUCGUCUGCUCCAUGCUUUGGAUCAUCACUCAGGUAUCCUCUCAGCCGUGUUCUGACCCGUGUCGGUGUCCUCCUGUGGUUCUGCGUUGUCCUCCUGGGGUUCUUCCGGUCCUGGACGGGUGCAGGUGUUGCCAGGUUUGCGCCCGACAGGAGGGCGAGUCAUGCUCCGCCCAUCUGCCCUGCGACGCCCACAGAGGCCUACAGUGUGACUACAGCGCCACCUACCCAGGAGGACCGGGACAGUGUGUCGGUCAGAACCAACUGGGCUGUGAACUGAACGGCCGGAGGCUGGAGGAGGGGCAGGUGUUCCAGCCAUCCUGCGCUCAGCUCUGCCACUGCCUGGGGGGCGGGGUCACCUGUGUCCCUCUGUGCACCGACGACCUGAAACCCCCCCCUGCCGAGAGGUGCCCCCACCCUCAGCUGCUGAGACCGCCCGGACGCUGCUGUAAGGAGUGGGUGUGUGACGGCCUGGACAACAGCAUCUCCACUGGUCAACCAGCAGAGCUGGCUCCUCAGGACCAGGGCCCCGGAUCCAGACCAGUCCCCGCCUGUGUGGAGUGGAGCACUGACUGGAGCCCCUGCUCCCACAGCUGUGGUCCAGGUGUGUCCACCCGGGUCUCCAACCGGAACCGGUUCUGUCGCCCUCAGACCCAGACCAGACUGUGUCAGGUCCGACCUUGUCAGAGUCUGAUGCUGCCGGGUCUGGGUUUGUGCGAGACCGGCUUCAGUUCCCUGGUCCCAGUUCAGCUGGAGCACCAGGGCUGUUGGAGCAUUCGACCAUACUGGCCCCGGUUCUGCGCCCCCUCCUGCCCAGAUGGACACUGCUGCAGCCCCGCCCUCACCAGGACUGUUGCCAUGGCGUUCCUCUGCCCUCAGAGGAGGCUGGUCCAGUACCAGGUCAUGGUCAUCGAGUCCUGCUCCUGCAGCGUCUCCAACUGCCGCCCGCUGUCCCGCAGCACUGUCCUGCCCUGGCUGUGACCAGGAUGAGGACGGACUGGACCCUGGUCCAGACCAGGCCCAUCUGCAGAAUGAGG
Molecule: messenger RNA, 1069 nt
Organism: Sphaeramia orbicularis (orbiculate cardinalfish)
Lineage: Eukaryota; Metazoa; Chordata; Actinopteri; Kurtiformes; Apogonidae
Product: WNT1-inducible-signaling pathway protein 2-like
Exons: 5
Coding region: 6-1013 (335 amino acids)
Biological process (GO): positive regulation of cell differentiation; signal transduction; cell adhesion
Cellular component (GO): extracellular region; extracellular matrix
Molecular function (GO): heparin binding; integrin binding
Source: RefSeq, a predicted model, not a curated record